UUAUUGAUAUUAGUUAAUAGAGAAAUGUCAAAGAGGUUUGAUGCAUAUGGUAUGGCGAUUAAAGACGCCCUUAACAUCUUAAUGACUCUUAGGAGAUUCCCUUCACAGAUUGUCGAAAAGCAAACACAUCCUGAAGUCGAGUUCCAAGACAACAAAGACCUCCUCAUGAAGCCUUUCGUCAUUGCCCGGAGCGAAAAAGAUAUGUGCUACAUCGAGACCUCGGUCAACUCGAUCCGAAUUUCUCUGAAAGUCAAGAAGUCCUCGGACACCGAAGAGCUGCUUGUGCACUUGUUCGAACGCUUCAUUGCACUGAGAGCAGACCGGUUCGGUAUCAUCAGGAAGAAGCCGGCCAUCGAAGGGUACGAUUUCUCAUUCCUGAUCACAGAUGAACACCUGGAGAAGUACAAGAAGGAAGAAAUCAUCAACUUCAUUUUGGAAUUUAUAUUGGGGAUUGAGAAGGAAAUCAGCGACAUGAGGAUGAUGAUACACACCAGACUCAGAGUAGCUUCUGGGUUCUUUGUUAAAUCAGUCUCACAAGGAUUGAAAUAGAUUAUUAUGAGGAAAUAAAGGUUUCUGUUGUUUGCUUUACUUUCAAUUUUA
Molecule: messenger RNA, 600 nt
Organism: Moneuplotes crassus
Lineage: Eukaryota; Ciliophora; Spirotrichea; Euplotida; Euplotidae
Source: the annotation of a GenBank genome assembly